CGUAUUAUUAUGCAUGGGAUUGAGGAAAUAGUUACCUAAUCCACAAUCAAUGGACAGCCAGCCUAUUCCAUAAAUUAAACAAAUACCUUGCUAGUGCCAUAACCUACAACACAUUAAACAAUAGACCUUUGAACAUGAUACUUCUGGAUUGCGACUGCAUGUUUGACAUUUCAAUGCACCAAUCACUUGCGGAGGAGCAGAUGCCUACUUCCCUACACUGGAAAGAGCGAGGGGGUAAAUAGACUGGCGGAGCAUACACUGAUCCAUCACACUAAAAACCUGCAAAGAUCGCCUGUGAGACUGCUGCAACUACGCUAUAGGCCAUUGAUAUCGCGUUCAUUUCUGGUCAAUUGGUAAGGGGGACAAAGUGUCCAUAACACAAGGAAAUGGCAGGUAUUUUGGCAUGGUUUUGGAACGAGAGAUUUUGGCUCCCUCACAAUGUAACCUGGGCUGACCUAAAAAACACAGAUGAGGCAACCUUCCCGCAAGCUGAGGAUUUGUAUCUGGCUUGUCCUUUAGCCUUCUGCAUAUUUAUGAUUCGACUGGUUUUCGAAAGGUUUAUUGCCAGACCAUGUGCCUUGGGUCUCAAGAUACAAGCCAAUGGACCACAGAAAGCCCAGCCCAAUGCCAUUUUGGAGAAGGUGUUCACUGCUAUCACCAAGCAUCCAGAUGAGAAGAGGUUGGAGGGCCUGUCCAAACAGCUGGACUGGGAUGUACGGACCAUCCAGUGCUGGUUCCGACAGCGCAGGAACCAGGAGAAACCCAGCACGUUGGCUCGCUUUUGUGAGAGCAUGUGGAGAUUUACAUUUUACCUCUAUAUAUUUACCUACGGAGUAUGUUUCCUUAAAAAGACACCAUGGUUAUGGAACACCAGAGAGUGCUGGUACGACUAUCCUUAUCAGCCACUGACGGUGGACAUCCACUAUUACUAUAUACUGGAGUUGUCGUUCUACCUGUCCCUACUCUUCUCCCAGUUCACAGAUAUCAGAAGAAAGGACUUCCUGAUCAUGUUCCUGCACCACCUGGCGACAAUCUCCCUCAUCACCUUUGCCUACGUCAACAACAUGGCUAGAGUGGGCACGCUGGUCAUGUGUCUCCACGACUCCGCCGACGUCCUGGUGGAGGCUGCCAAAAUGGCAAACUAUGCCAAGUUUCAGAGACUUUGCAACCUCCUGUUUGUCAUGUUUGCAAUGGUCUUCAUCAGCUCCAGACUGGGUGUCUAUCCUGUCUGGAUUUUAAACACUACCUUGUUUGAGAGCUGGGAGAUCGUGGGGCCGUACCCCUCCUGGUGGGUGUUCAACCUGCUGCUGAUCCUGCUGCAGUUCCUGCACUCCUUCUGGUCCUACCUCAUAGUGAAGAUAGCCUGUCGAGCCAUCUCCAGAGGAAAGGCAGGGAAGUGGAAUCCUUUACAUGUGUCGAAAGACGACCGCAGUGACAUUGAGUCCAGCUCGGACGAGGACAACGGUCCUCCGCCCACUCCUGUUCAGAAGCACCACAACAGCACCACCAACGGGACCAAUAAAGUCCACGGGACCAAUGGGUACCUGUCAGCAGGGGCCCCUUGUCUAGAUGAACACUGACCACUGUUAUGAGACAUUUAUAAGCACUGGAGCAAAGCUGCACACACCAUUCAUAGAUACUACAUGUGUGCCACAUGAACAACAUUGCCUGUCUGGUACUGGAAGUUCUUAGUUUUCAGUUUGAUUAUUUCCAUGUUUCCCCUCAUUUUAUUAUCUUUCUCUAUAUUUGCAUCAAACUGCAUUCAAUGAAAUAUCAAAGCACUCCUAUCGGUACAGCCCAGUCUCUCUGUUUAGCCAACGAAUGAACGCAUUCCACUAUUAUGGCGAAAGCAUGCUGUUUAAACGUAGUCUGACUGGCAUACUGGGGGUAGUUAAUUAUGUUAUGUGUCUUUUAUGUUAUUUAUUUUGGAUAGAUAUACAGUACCAGUCAACAUUUUGGACACCUACUCAGUCCAGGAUUUUUCUUAAUUUUUACUAUUUUCUACAUUGUAGAAUAGCAGUGAAGACAUCAAGACUAUGAAAUAUAUUUUAGAUUGUUCAAAGUAGCCACCCUUUGCAUUGAUGACAGCUUUGCACACUGUUGGCACUCUCAACCAGCUUCACCUGGAACGCAUUUCCAACAGUCUUGAAGGAGUUCCCAGAUAUGCUGAGCAUUUGUUGGCUGCUUUUCCUUCACUCUGCGGUGCAACUCAUCCCAAACCAUCUCAAUUGGGUUGAGGUCGGGUGAUUUGUGGAGGCAAGGUAAUCUGAUGCAGCAUUCCUUCACUCUCCUUGGUCAAAUAGCCCUUACACAGCCUCGAGGUUUGUUGGGUCAUUGACCGGUUGAAAAACAAAUGAUAGUCCCACUAAGCGCAAACCAGGUGGUAGGCAUGCUGGUUAAGUGUCCCUUGAAUUCUAAAUAAAUCACUGACAGUGUCACCAGCAAAGCACCAUCACACCUUCUCCUCCAUUCUUCACGGUGGGAACCACACAUGCGGAAAUCAUCCAUUCACCUACUCUGUGUCUCACAAAGCUUCAUCAGACCAAAGGACAGAUUUCCACCGCUGUAAUGUCCAUUGCUCAUGUUUCUUGGUCCAAGCAAGUCUCUUCUUCUCAUUGGUGUCCUGUAGUAGUGGUUUCUUUGCAGCAAUUUCGACCAUGAAGGCCUGAUUCAUGCAGUCUGCUCUGAACAGUUGAUGUUGAAAUGUCUGUUACUUGAACUCUGAAGCAUUUUUUUUGGCUGCAAUUUCUGAGGCUGGUAACUCUAAGUUCCCGAAAUGUUCUGCAUUGACUGACCUUAAAGUAAUGAUGGACUGUUGUUUCUCUUUGCUUAUUUGAGCAGUUCUUGGCAUAAUAUGGACUUCAUCUAUUACCAAAUAGGGCUAUCUUCUGUAAGUCGCUCUGGAUAAGAGCGUCUGCUAAAUGACUUAAAUGUAAAUGUAUAUCACCCCUACCUUGUUAAAACACAACUGAUUGGCUCAAAAACAUUAAGAAGAAAAUAAUUUCCACAAAUUAACUUUUAACAAGGCACACAUGUUAAUUGAAUUGCAUUCCAGGUGACUACAUCAUGAAACUGCUUGAGCGCAAGCCAAGAGUGUGCAAACUCUCAAGGCAGAGUGGCUACUUUGAAGAAUCUCAUGAUUCCGCAUGUGUUGUUUAAUAGUUUUGAUGUCUUCACUAUUAUUCUACAAUGUAGAAAAUAUAUAUAUAUAUUUUUAACAACCCUGAAAUGAGUAGAUGUGUCCAAACUUUUGACUGGUUCUGUAAAUUUGCAAAUUAUUGUCAACAUGUCUCAAUGACUUUGUCAGUGUUAAGAUUGGCUAAUUGUGAACCAAUCCAUAGUUCAUAUCAUUUCACUAUUCCAUCAACAGGUACACACAUUACAGCAUGAGUCUUGUCAUUGGCAAAAUGCUAAACAAAUGGAUUUGUUUUCAGUGAUGCCCCCCCCCCCCCCCUUCACUUGCUAAAACUGAUUGCAUUUGUUUUGCUCACAAAUGAAUAGUAAUGUGGUCUUACAACAAUGCAUUAUUAUGGGAAAUACAAACACGCAUUAUCCAUCCAUAAGCUGUACAAGAUAUAUCAGUAACAGCAUUAUGUAUGUGUGUGUGUAAAAAUAGGGCCAUGCUAUAUUUCCAAUUACAUUUUGUUAUAAGUAUUCUACAACAUUUCUGGUAAGUAUUUCGUUAAUUGUUCAUGGCCCUCUUGGAAGACAGAGGAAGGUAUUAUUAAGCAAUGAUGCAUUUAAAACCCUUGACAAUAUUAAAGAUUGCAAGUAAGAAAGAA
Salvelinus fontinalis (brook trout) is the source of this 3782-nucleotide messenger RNA. RefSeq names its product ceramide synthase 6-like. Gene Ontology annotation, molecular function: DNA binding; sphingosine N-acyltransferase activity. Gene Ontology annotation, cellular component: membrane. The transcript has 11 exons. Gene Ontology annotation, biological process: ceramide biosynthetic process. The record is from RefSeq and is a predicted model, not a curated record. Lineage: Eukaryota; Metazoa; Chordata; Actinopteri; Salmoniformes; Salmonidae. Bases 387 to 1580 code for a protein of 397 amino acids.